AUGAGCACUCAUUUAGAAUCUCGUACACUUCUGUUCAAGCUGAGCCUGUCGUUUUUUCUCUUUGGGCUGAUCAACAACGUGCUCUACGUCAUCAUCCUCUCUGCUGCGCUGGACCUGGUCCCCCCUUCUACUCCCAAGGGUAUCAUCGCGUUCUGCAACAUCUUCCCUGCGCUCAUCGCGAAGCUCGGCUGGCCUUACCUCCUCAAGGGGCGGAUACGCUACGCUCGUCGCCUCGUCGGCUGCACUGCCAUCAGCAUCGGUGGAAUGCUGAUUGUAGCGCUCUUUGAAUCUCUCCCUAUGAGAUUACUUGGAAUCUGCUGCGCGUCGUUUUCUUCAGGCAAGCGAUCAGGAUUGGUCGAGUUAACGUUCUUGCAGCUGUCAACCCGGUAUCACCCGCCUUCGGUGGCCGGCCGCAGCGUGGGGUACUUCGCUUCCGGAACUGGUGGCGCUGGCCUCGUGGGCGCGCUGCUCUGGUGGGAGCUCAGGGGAUUGGGAGUCCGCUUCGGCGUCGGCCUCUCUUCCAUUCUCCCGUUCAUCACGCCGCUCACCUACCUCUUCAUCCUCCCACAACCAGAGGCAUUCGUAGGCCGGUCAUUCGAGACAGGAGAUGACGACUCUGAGGACGCCGCAGUGUCUGCGUCGUACGUCCCGCUCGCGCGUAGUGAGGAUGAAGAUACUGCACGAGAGGGAGAACCUGAAACUAUGUUGAAGGCGUCCGUCGCACUUUCUAUAGAGGACAAGUGGCGCCUCGCGAAGCCGAUGCUGAUGAAGUAUAUGCUCCCUCUAUUCUGCGUUUAUCUGUUCGAGUAUACUAUCAACCAGGGAAUCUCGCCGACCCUCGUAUACCCUGUCCCCACGCGGGAAUCGCAUUGGUUUAUGAGCCUCCUAAUUCACUCCAUCAGAGACUACUAUCCGCUCUGGCAGCUCGUAUACCAGAGCACAGUCUUCCUGUCACGCUCGUCCAUCUCGCUUGGACUCCCGCCACUCCCCGGGAGGCUGCUCUCAUUGCCCGCAUUUGUACAAGGCGCGAUCCUGUGCACGCUCGCGUUCGAGUCCGCGGUCGGUAUCUUCGGGGACGCGCACGAGGGCGUGAGCUUCGCACUUGUGUUCCUCCUUAUCUGUGUCGAGGGCGUCUGCGGCGGGCUCGCGUACGUGAACGUGUUCUACCGCAUCAAUCAGGAGAGGCUUGACAGCCCCGGUGCGGACGCCGAGCGCGCGAAGCAGGAGCGCGAGUUCAAGAUCGGCUCCAUCGGGUUGUCGGACUCGACUGGCAUCUUGAUGGCUUCGCUCCUCGCAGUGCCGACCGAAAUCAGGCUGUGCAAGGCGCAGGUUGCGCGAGGGAAGAUGUUUUGUCAGAGUUUGUGA
Messenger RNA from Trametes versicolor FP-101664 SS1, 1365 nucleotides. Its product is annotated as batten's disease protein Cln3. Bases 1 to 1365 code for a protein of 454 amino acids. The transcript has 10 exons. The record is from RefSeq and is a predicted model, not a curated record. Gene Ontology annotation, biological process: regulation of intracellular pH. Gene Ontology annotation, cellular component: membrane; vacuole. Lineage: Eukaryota; Fungi; Basidiomycota; Agaricomycetes; Polyporales; Polyporaceae.